Colletotrichum lupini is the source of this 627-nucleotide messenger RNA. RefSeq lists its product as uncharacterized. Bases 1 to 627 code for a protein of 208 amino acids. Lineage: Eukaryota; Fungi; Ascomycota; Sordariomycetes; Glomerellales; Glomerellaceae. The transcript is spliced from 3 exons. The record is from RefSeq and is a predicted model, not a curated record.
AUGAUUCUGAGGAUGUUUAUAGCCCAUUCGAACCCAAUAAGCCUCAAGGCCUUCCAAGUGUCUAUUCCUGCGUCAUCACAGCCAUGCAAACUCCUCGCGGCUAGUCCCAAACCCCCUUCUGCUGCCAUUCCCCUCUCUCAAAGCUACUCAGCUCAAUCAAGAAUUCCGUCUCUCAUGAUCCAUCCCGACCAUCUCAUACCCGCUUUCCCCGUCCCUCCCCCUUCCACGUCCACGUCCCCUGGAGAACCCGAGCCCAUCCUCCUCGUCUCCGGUGCCACCAUUUUGCGCGGCACCAUCACCACUGCUCCCAGCACCGCCCCCGGUAUUUCCACCGCCUCCACCGCCGAACGAGAUUGGCCUCAGCUCGCGGUAUCUGGACCCCCAAACGGCCAACGCUACACAGAUACCCGAACUGGCCGCCAUAGCAACCCACCACAUUGCGUUCCCGCGAAGUCGGGUACGAGCUUUGAACGGCCGAUGAGGAUGAUGAUCGCGACGGCCCUGUUGUUGUAUGUUAGCGCUGGUCUUCAAGCUCAUGCCCUUGCUCGCUCGCGUCCUUUCUCACUUCACCCGACGAGCUCCAACCUCCCAGAAGCCACAUACUACCAGCCUAAAUGUCCCGUUUGA